Nanorana parkeri is the source of this 751-nucleotide messenger RNA. It is a transcript of the gene SURF2, whose product is annotated as surfeit 2. The record is from RefSeq and is a predicted model, not a curated record. The transcript is spliced from 6 exons. Bases 50 to 751 code for a protein of 233 amino acids. NCBI's taxonomy places the organism in Eukaryota, Metazoa, Chordata, Amphibia, Anura, Dicroglossidae.
AGCCCUAUGUGUUUCUUCCUCUUGCGGACGAGGAACACGUGUUGACAGCAUGGAGGCGCUACCGGAGGAUGUGCGAGAGUUCCUCGCCCAACAUCCCGAGCUGGAGCUAGUUCCGGGAAAAAAGGUUCGUUUCACCGUGACUGGACAUGAGCUGCCCUGUAGACUCCUUGAUCUGCAGAAAUUCAUUGCUGGGAAGAAAUACAAGAACUUGAUGGAAGUAUCAUUUGAUGGCAGCAAAUAUGAGCCCCACAUUAUCCCCAGCACCAAGAACAAAGGUCAGCUGUUCUGUAAGCUAACAGUACGUCACAUCGCAAAGCGCCUGGAAGAUGUUCAGAGACACAUCAAUGGAAGCCGCUACCAGCGAGCACUGCAGAAAUACGAGGAAUGCCAGAAACUGGGGGUGGAAUAUGUGCCUACUUGUCUCCAGAACAAGUCCAAGCAACGCAAAUUGGGGGAUGAGCAACAAGCUGGCAAAAAAGAACAAAUGUGGGAACUGGAUAAUAGCGGUGCUGAGGACAGCGACUCCAGCGACAGCAUGAGUGACCUUUAUCCAGCACACAUGUUCACAAAGAAAACCAUAGAUGGGGAAAAUGGUGAAGUAAAGUCAGACAGUAAUGAAGAGAUGGAAGUGGAGGAGAGUGUUAAUAACAGCCAGAGAAAACGGCCACAGAAGCAGACAGGGCCCGCUCUCAAAAAGUUAAAAAGUCACCAUAAGAAAUCAAAAAAUACCAAGACGUCUUCAAAAAAGUGA